Fraxinus pennsylvanica is the source of this 2202-nucleotide messenger RNA. The record is from the annotation of a GenBank genome assembly. NCBI's taxonomy places the organism in Eukaryota, Viridiplantae, Streptophyta, Magnoliopsida, Lamiales, Oleaceae.
AUGCCACCUUCUGCUGAACUGGAGAAUCAGGGGGAACCCCAGUUCAAUUGGGGAAAGAAAAGAGGCCGUGGUGGAAAAUUGAAAAAAGUCCAAUUCUAUGAAUCAUUUACUUAUGAUGAGGUGGAUUAUACUUUACAUGAUUGUGUAUUCAUGAACGUUCAAGAUGAAUCUGUACCAUACAUUGGCAAGCUCGUAAAGAUAUGGGAAGAUGCUGGCGAGUCCAAGAAAGUAAAAAUUCAUUGGUUUUUCCGUCCCACGGAAAUUUCAUAUUAUCUAAGGGAUAUGGAGGAAGCGAUUGCUGGCAAAUGCAAUGUCGUCUGCAUCUCAAGUGACAGCAGAAAUCCACAACCCUCAGUUGAAGAAAUUCAGAUGGCUGACUAUGUAUUUUACCGCCUUUUCGAUGUCAAAAACUGUCAGAUAUUGGAUAAGAUGGACGAUAAAGCGGGUGGACUUGAUGUUGAAUUUGUAUUUAACAGAAAAGAGAAUAAUGAUUCCCUUGAUAUUCCCAAACUGGGUUCUAAGAAUAAAGAAGACGGUAGGAAUGCUAUUGCGUGCGAAGAAAUAAUGAAGCUUGCUGACCCAAAUACACCCGAGGUGUUAAAAACUCGAGAAUCGGAUGGAAAUAAACUUGCUGACCCAAACUCAGUUGACAAGUUAAAAACUCGAGAGUCAGAUGGAAAUUAUGAUUUGAUGAACAAAGAGAGAGAAAAAUCUGCAAGGAAAUCUAGUUCUUUGGACGAUUCAUCUUUUAAGAGCUCAAAGCUUGAUGAUUCAAGUAAGUUACCGAAGCAUGAAGACAAGAGUGGUGACCAAAUUCUGACUUUUCCUGGAAAUGGCACGAAACCCCCGGGGACUAGUGUCAUCUCAUCUGAUGCAAAAUCAAAACCUGGACAUAAUAAGAACACUGUUGGGCCUGGAGAGAAUGCAAAACCAGCUGAAAGCUUGAGUGCUUUGGAUGAAAGGCUCUCAAAAGCAAAUGUGUUUACCUCAAAAGAAGAAAUGAAGUCUGGAGACCAUCCGCAUUCUGUUAGGACUGGAAAGGAUUCAGAACUAAUAGAUAAUUCAAGUGCUUUGAGACAAAGGCCGUCAAAUACCGAUGUUGUUUCGCCUGAGCUGAAACCUAAAUCUGGACAUGUUAAGAAUUCUGUUGGACCUGGACAGGCUGCAAAAUUAGCUGGAGAUCCAUGUGAUUUGGAAAGAAAGGCACCGAAGGCAAGUGUCUCCCCGAAAGAAAGACCUUGUGUACAUGAUACCGGGCGUGAGAAGGAUUCUGUUGGGCAUAGAAAGGAUGCAAAAUCCGCUGCAAAUCCACGUGCUUUAGAUGAAGGGCCUUCAAAGAAGGUGAAGGUUGAUAAUUCUUUUAUGUCAUCAGUUGAUAAGAACAAUACUAAACAAAAGUUUGAAAAAUACGUUGGGAGUGAUGCUAAAAAGUUGCCAACACUUGUUGCUUCCACCGAAGAUAAAACCAAAUCAAGACUAGCUAAAGAAUCUAUUGGGAUGGAUAAUGGCCAUACUAAGGAGACUAGCAAAAUUUCAAGCGGCAACUUAUCUAAGUCAUGUGUCGUGGCAUCUACGAGUAAGAAUGGAGGGAAAGUUGAAGGCCAAACAUUUGAAGUCACCCGAAGACCUAUUGUCGGCAAGAGCACAUGGUUUAGGGAACUUCCUUGGGAGGAAAGAGUGCAGGACUCAAAUGAUCAAGGUACACUGGUGCUGCUCCGGAAUUUGGAUCCAGAAUAUACAUCAGGAGAGGUAGAGGACAUCAUUUGGCAUGCAUUUGAUGAAAAUUGCACAGCUAAAAUGAUACAGCGCACUGCUGUUUCCAGUCCACAUUCUGGUCAAGCUUUUGUCAUAUUUAAAACAAAAGAAGCUGCAGAGAAGGUUAUUAGAAAACUGAAUGAUGGCUGCUUAAUGUUACCGAAUCGCAGGCCGCUUGUAGGUUGCUAUGGGGUUCUUCCCAGAGUUUCCGGAAGGCAGACCUCUUUCGUGGGUCAUUUGGCUAUUGAUGAUGUUAGACGUCAAAUACAAAGGGACAUGAAAGAUGCCGUGUCCACAUCUCACUAUUCUCAGACCAACACAAUCGAAUAUGAAAUGGCCAUGGAUUGGUGCUUGCUUCAAUCAAGAUCUGAUAUCUGGUGGAAGACGCUUUAUGAGGUACAAAGAGAGCAGUUAAGAAAACUCCGUGCUAAUCUCAAGUCGAAUUGA